GCUCUCUCAUUCUGUCUUCAAUUUUUCAGAAAGCAAAAUCUGAUCGAAUUCCUGUAAUGGAUAAAUAUAGCAAUCAUUUGGACGUGGGGAACUCUGCUCCUGUUUCUACAACCUCGGACUCGGCCCUGAAACUUCAAUAUUGGUCCAGUACUGGUUCUAAGCCGGAGAUCAGCAUCUUAACUGAAUCUCUGUUCAAGAAAGACAUAGUCAAAGGCCAAAACUCAAUUGCUGAACAUGCUUUGAUGCCUUUAGCCAGUUCUGGUAGAUCAAGUGAUGAUGAGGAAAUAUAUUUUGAUCCAUGGCUUCGGUUAGAAUCUGACUGUGAAGAUUUCUUCAGUGUCAGUGGGGAUACUACCCCAUCUUGCCGCAACACUCCUAUCCACCAAAGCUGCUGCUUCCAAGAAACUCCUCAAGUAGAUAAACCUCUGUCAAUUUACAUGGACAGUCCACCCACUUCCAUUUUUGAACCACCCUCCCCAACAGUCAUGAAGAAACAACUGAUUGAGCUUUUUCAAGAGAGUUUCAGGAGCGAUGCUGUUGAUCAUGUCACUCAAAAUUUGCAAGCAAGGUCAAAGGCCAAUCGUUCCAUUCUUCACAUUCCUCCAAAUUCUUCAAAUAAAAGCCUUUAUGAUCGUGUAGUAAACUCUGCAUGCAGUAGCGAGACAAGCCCUGACGUCACAAGUUACAGCCCCAGCAGGAAGGGGAGAUUCGCAAAGUCCGUGCGGUGCUGCCUCCCAAAUUUCGUGCCCAACCUCAGCUCUGGCGGCGGGAGGAAGAGGCUGAGCGUUUCCCAUAGUUGUAAACGCUAAAAGCCUAGCUUCUAAAAGAAUCUGCUUCUCCUAAAAGGACAUAAAUUGGAAUCUGGGAAGUGGGAACCCUUUUUCAUAUCACUUGUCUUGAGGUCGGAUAGGCAGUGCUAAAGUGAAUUGCUAGUACUUAUUACAGCAUUUGUAAAAGAAAAAUGUUUUAGAGAAAUUUUAUUUGCAGUCUUGAGUGGGAGAUUGCGUGUGUAGUUUCAUUGAUGAAUAAGGUAAAAUGUGAAAAAAAAUCAUUUUAAAAA
Messenger RNA from Juglans regia (Persian walnut), 1060 nucleotides. RefSeq lists its product as uncharacterized. The transcript has 3 exons. The record is from RefSeq and is a predicted model, not a curated record. NCBI's taxonomy places the organism in Eukaryota, Viridiplantae, Streptophyta, Magnoliopsida, Fagales, Juglandaceae. Bases 57 to 809 code for a protein of 250 amino acids.